Molecule: messenger RNA, 1507 nt
Organism: Cuscuta europaea
Lineage: Eukaryota; Viridiplantae; Streptophyta; Magnoliopsida; Solanales; Convolvulaceae
Source: the annotation of a GenBank genome assembly
AGACAGCAGAAAAGAACAGUUAAAUAAGGAAAAAAGCGCGCUUCGACCAUCACGGAGACAGCUGGGGGGCUGCGGACUAUGGAUUUUGCUUACUCCACCACUACAUCCGCUGCCCCCGCCACCAGGUCCGCCAUCAUUGACGGUGUCGUUUCUCCGGAUGAACAUUGCAUAACAGCUGCAAGUGAAGAUAAUGAGAGGCCUUGUUGGGGUUGUGGGCUUCGUUUACUUGUUUCACCAUAUGCCCCUGCUUUCAGAUGCGUGUGGUGUGGAGCUAUUACAAAUGACAAUGUAAUUAAAAGUGAUAACAAAUGCUUCAAGUGGAAACGCUUGAGAGACCGCUGUUUUGUCAUUUUUCUAAUAUUGUUCAUGGUCUUCAUAAUAUGUGGCGGUAUUUGGGCUGUUUAUCCAAUUGUCCUUUCCAUCAAUUAUUGUCAUGGUGUUUUUCACCUUAUUAUAGCAGUAACACUGUCCAUAUCUACCAUAUCUACAUUUAGCCUCACUGCAUUUCGAUCUGCUGGUGCUCCUCCCAACAUAUUGUGGGGUAGCUAUCCUGCAGUGGGAAAGGGUGGACUUGAGAACUACACAUUCUGUCACUACUGCUCAAAGCCAAAGUCCCCUAGGACACACCAUUGCCGAUCUUGUGGGAUGUGUGUUUUGGACAUGGAUCAUCACUGCCCAUUUAUUGGCAACUGCGUCGGUGCAGAAAAUCACCGGUUCUUCAUCAUGUUCCUCAUGUCAGCCGUUAUAAGCAUGUUUUACGUGAACUUUAUGUCUGCUUAUGCAGCAUAUCAUACUUGGCCUUCAUUUAGCUAUGGAACAAUUAGUUCUGGGACUGUAACACAUGACAAUGAGUUGAAAAAAUUCACUACUGCCUUUCUGAGUUCUCUGGUGUUUCUCCAGGCAAGAGGAGUUGUUCUAAUGUACCUGUUUAUGUGUAGUGUUUCUGUGGAGAUAGGGUUAAGUAUGCUGUUGUGGCAGCAACUCUGGUACAUUUACCAGGGCAAGACUUACUUGAGUCAUUUAAGUUCGGGUGGCGAUGAGACUACAACAAAGGGAUGGGAAAAUGUUAUUCGCUUCUUCGGAUGCCCGUAUGGUACCAAAAGGUAUUUGCCAGUGUUCGUGAGUUCUAUUAAUAAAAUUCACAAGAAGUAAGAAGUUUGAAGAUGCUCUUAUCGAUUUCUUCCUUGGCUUUUUUGGGUGGUGUUUUUGUAUCUAUAUUCUUUCGUUGUUCUCUAUGAUGGCCUCAGCAGCAGUAGUCUUAGUUUCUGGUGUAGUAGUCUCCUUGAUUUUGCAACCUUUUAUUAUUUAUGUCUCGGGGUCCCUUUACUUUUUCUGUAUAAAUAGACAGAUUCUUGAAAGUGCUCAAGUGCCUUGGAUGAAACAGGAAGAAUUUUGUUUCGUUGGCACUUUAUAUUAUAAUGAACAUGCGGUGUUCGUGCACAAAACAUUGUAUAAUGUAACAUUUGUUUUGAAAUGUUUUUUGUACAAAAAAAUGCACGAUACAAAA